UUUUGAGUGAGCUCGGAUAAAAUGAUUCUCGAAUUUUGUAUUAUUAUAUUCCUGAUGGCUAAUUAACUGGGAACUGGCAUCCAAGGCUUAAGGUGUCUCCAGCCAAAACUUGUAAUACAUAGGUAUAGCUAUUUAAUCAGGAAAUUUAGUAGGAAUUCCACAUAUUUCAGUGGGUUACUACUAGAAAACUAGAGAGAGGCUCAAUCUAGUUAUGGGGCCCUCUCAAGUGGGUUGCUCUCAAAGCAGAGGGGGACGGGAAACAUGCUCUGUAAAACCUGAGAAUUACAUGACUUUUGCUAGGUUUUCCAUUCCCAUGUUCUCCCCACAGGACCAGAUUGUACAUGAUAUAAUAGUUUCAGCUCUUACAGCUUCUAUAGUCCUGGUUUGCCUCAGGUUCUGGGAUGAAAUGGCCAAACGAAAUGUUUUUGAUCAGAAACUGAACCGCAAGUUUGUGCAUAUAAACAUAGGACUUGUGUUCAUGCUCUGUUGGCCUCUUUUCAGUAAUGGUCCUCAGGCACCGUACUUGGCAGCAUUAGCUCCUGGAGUCAAUAUAUUCCGGAUGAUUGGAUUGGGAUUCGGAAUAUUAAAAAAUGAAGCAAUGGUUAAAUCCAUGAGCAGAUAUGGUGAUGCCAGGGAGCUUUUAAAAGGACCGCUGUACUAUGCAUGCAGUCUAACAUUCAUUACUAUUCUAUUCUGGCGGACAUCUCCCACUGCACCUGUAGCAAUGGCCACCUUAUGUGCUGGAGAUGGCGUUGCAGAUAUAGCUGGAAGAAGGCUAGGCACCAUAAAACUUCCUUACAAUAGGAACAAAUCAUUUGCUGGCAGCUUUGCAAUGCUUAUCAUGGGAUUUACUGUUUCUGUAGGGUAUUUGUUUUACUUUGCAUCUUUUGGAUAUUAUGAAGUUAGCCUACAGAUGAUCAUGUUAACUCUCUUUAUCUCCAUCGCAGCAACUAUCAUAGAGUCUUUACCCAUCAGUACCGACAUCGAUGACAAUCUUACUGUUUCAUUAAUAUCUGCUUUAGUUGGCUUUUUGGUUUUCUAAUUUUGUUAGUUCAAAACAAUAGAAAAAACAAAAGUGCUGGCCAGUGAGAGGUUGAAGAGUGCACCAUUUUGCAAUAAUUUUGUACAUGGCCAGUAAAAACAGUGAAACACUAUAAUUUGUUGUCCUAGUGUCGCAUUGCACAUACAGUUGGGGAUUUGAGAAUCCAAAACUAAAAAACGCUUGGCUAGAUAUUUGUAGUACAUAUUGGUUAUGUUUGUAGUA
This is a messenger RNA of Cryptomeria japonica (Japanese cedar), 1264 nucleotides long. Its product is annotated as probable phytol kinase 2, chloroplastic. The record is from RefSeq and is a predicted model, not a curated record. The transcript has 6 exons. Gene Ontology annotation, molecular function: kinase activity. The coding region runs from base 212 to 1042 and encodes 276 amino acids. Lineage: Eukaryota; Viridiplantae; Streptophyta; Pinopsida; Cupressales; Cupressaceae.